This is a messenger RNA of Theileria parva strain Muguga, 1325 nucleotides long. RefSeq lists its product as uncharacterized. The record is from RefSeq and is a predicted model, not a curated record. Bases 105 to 1325 code for a protein of 406 amino acids. Lineage: Eukaryota; Apicomplexa; Aconoidasida; Piroplasmida; Theileriidae. The transcript is spliced from 2 exons.
AUUACACCAUACUAUCAUAUGUACUUAAAGUUGUACCAGAUAUAUAACAUUAUAAUAAGUAUGUGUAAAUGUAUUUGUUUUUGACUGAUGAUUAUAUUUAAAUUAUGAAGGAAAAUUAUUAUAACAGGCUGGUGCUGGAAUCACAAAUGGGUGACCCAGUAACAUCCUUUUGGAUGGGCAAGGAAGGUAUUGUAGCUGGAACUGCACUUGGUAGAGUUUCAGCAUAUAUUUUUAACUCAAACCUUGAAACUCAUACUAAUUCUUCCACAAAUAAUGAUACUACAUUGGCGGAUGACCCACCAAAUAUUCGUUCAUCAACUAAAACUCAAGAAGCUAACACAAAAAACCAACACCUCAGCAAUUCAGAUGUUAUAGUAGAAAUUGAUAAACUAGAAUCAUCAAUUGAUAAUUCAAAACAAAAUUCUACCAGUCUUAAUACGAAAUCUACUCCAAGUAAAUGUGAUAACAAGAACUCUAGUACCAAAGUAGUCGGUAGAUAUGUUGUAUACUCAACAUAUAAUGACGAAUGUGUGAACGGUGUAUACAUUUUUGAGGGUAAAUUAUACUCUCUGGUAGGUCUGAAUAACAUAGUAAUUUAUGACAUUGAUCGCUACACCAUACACAGAGACGUGUAUGUGAAUAAUGAAAUUAAUAGCACAAGUCUGUAUAAAAAUUACAAACAGAUCAUCCAAAAUAACAAUUACGUCCUAAUUAUGUGCAAUAGUACUAUAACUUUGAUGAAUUUAACUGAGGCUGAAAGUGAAGACGGUGUGUGUAAAAUACAGUAUGUCAACAGUACCAUACAUAUAGAAAAUGUUCUAGAGUUUAAAUUUCCAUAUGUAGUCACUUGUAAGAUUAACACUGAAGAGAAUAAUUCCAAAUGUGUAAAUAUUUAUUCACUCAAACCAGUCGACACUAUGAAUAAUACUAAUUCUAAAAGUCGGGAAAUGUAUAAUUUAGCUUUGGUUAACAGGAUUAAUAUAGACAAUAAAUACCACCUAGUAACAAACUGUAAAAUAUGGGAUAAUAUGAUAACAGUGGUCACAGACUUAUUAGUUUUAACUUUAUACGACAUCAAUGAUGCCGAUGCGAAUAUCGUUAGCAGUAAGAGUUUCUCGUACGACAUUUUAGCUGUAAACUGCAGUGAAAAUAUUUUAUUAUUGUUUAAAAACUCACAAAUUUUAAUACUAAACAAAGAGUUGGAAAUUUUAAGUAAACUCAACAUCCUCUCAACUUUCGAACUAGGAUGGAGUUACAAUCUGGUAAAUUAUAACAACGUAUUCUCAUACAACUCCGAUGAAGGAAUUUACAUUUUCCAAUUAUAA